AUGCCUUCUCGUGAUCCUUUACCACCCAAAGAAAAUUCUCUUUUUAAAAGAGUUUUGAAAUGUUAUGAGCAAAAACAGUUUAGGAAUGGGUUGAAGUUUGCAAAACAAAUUUUGUCAAAUCCUAAAUGUGCCGAACAUGGAGAAACACUGGCCAUGAAAGGUUUAACGUUAAACUGUUUAAACAGAAAAGAAGAAGCAUAUGAAUAUGUGAGAAGGGGUUUAAGAAAUGACCUCCAGUCUCAUGUAUGUUGGCAUGUUUAUGGUUUAUUGCAGAGGUCUGACAAAAAAUAUGAUGAAGCCAUAAAAUGUUAUAGAAAUGCUCUUAAAUGGGAAAAAGAUAACAUUCAAAUUUUAAGGGAUUUAAGUCUGUUACAAAUACAAAUGAGAGAUUUAGAAGGAUACAAAGAUACACGAUAUCAAUUGUUCAUGUUGAGACCAACACAACGUGCCUCUUGGAUUGGUUUUGCAAUGGCUUAUCACCUUAUAGGAGAGUAUGACAUGGCUUUAAAAAUAUUAGAAGCUUUCAGAAAAACUCAAGUGAAGUCAUCUUAUGAUUAUGAGCACAGUGAGUUGCUGCUUUACCAAAAUAUGGUUAUUCAAGAAUCAAUCACUGUAAAUAGUAAUGCAUUUGAAGAUGCAAUGGAACAUUUGGACAAAUACAAUUCACAAAUUUGUGAUAAACUAUCUGUAAAAGAAAAUUUAGGUAAAUUAUAUCUUCUCCUUAAACAAAAUAAGGAAGCUGUAAAAAUAUAUGAAGAAUUAUUAGAUAGAAAUCAAGAAAAUGUUUUUUACUACGGUCAAUUAUUGGAAGCUCGUGAGUUGAAAACUGUAUCCGAAAAGGUAGAAUUAUUCAAAACGUAUCAGGAAAAAUUUCCUAAAGCAUUGGCCCCUAGAAGAUUGCCUCUUAAUUUUGUAUCAGGAGAAGAGUUUAGAAUAAUGAUUGAUAAAUAUUUAAGACAAGGACUGCACAAAGGUGUUCCUCCUCUUUUUGUAGACCUUAGAUCUUUGUACAAAAGCAACGAAAAGGUUGUUAUUAUUGAAAAUUUAUUAUUAUCUUAUGUAGAAUCUCUUAUGGCAAAUCGUCGAUUUAGUUUAUCUGAUACUGGGGAUGAAGAACCAGCCUCAGCUUUACUAUGGACUUAUUAUUUUUUGGCUCAGCAUUUUGAUUAUUUAGGAUGUUCUCAAAAAGCUUUGGAGUACAUUAAUUUAGCUAUAUAUCACACUCCAACGUUAAUCGAACUUUUUGUUACUAAAGGAAAAAUAUAUAAGCAUGCGGGUAACGUAAUUGAAGCAUACAAAUGGUUAGAUGAAGCCCAAAGUUUGGACACUGCAGAUAGGUACAUUAAUUCCAAAUGUGCAAAAUAUAUGCUGCGUGCUAAUUUGGUGAAAGAGGCAGAAGAAACUUGUUCAAAAUUCACUAGAGAAGGAGUUUCAGCUAUGGAAAAUUUAAACGAAAUGCAAUGCAUGUGGUUUCAAACUGAAUGUGCCUUGGCCUACCAAAGACUUGGUAAAAAUGGUGAAGCUCUCAAGAAGUGCCAUGAAGUAGAUAGGCAUUUCUCAGAAAUAAUAGAAGAUCAAUUUGAUUUUCACACUUACUGUAUGAGGAAAAUGACUCUAAGGUCGUAUGUUGGUUUAUUAAAAUUAGAAGAUAUAUUAAGAAGUCAUCCUUUUUACUUUAAAGCUGCCAAAUGUGCAAUUGAAGUGUAUCUAAAACUUUACGACAAACCAUUAAAAGAUGAAACUUUGGAGGAGGAAAUAAAUACCGAAAAUUUAGCACCAUCAGAAUUAAAAAAAAUUCGAAAUAAAUUAAGAAAACAGAGAGCGAAGGAAGAUUUAGAAAGGAAGCAGGCUCAAGAAAAACAAGAAAAAAAAGAACUUCACAAUAAGUCUAGACAACAAGUUGCUGGUGACGCCGAACCAGAUGCUCCCAAACAAGACGAACUCAUACCCGAAAGGUUGAUACGCGUCGAAGAUCCUCUCGAGCAAGCCAUAAAAUUUUUACAACCCCUUCAAAAUUUGGCUUCGGAAAGGAUUCAAACUCAUUUAAUGGCUUUCGAAAUAUAUUAUAGAAAAGGAAAGGCUUUAUUAAUGCUUCAAUCCAUCAGAAGAGCUCACAAAGUAGAACCGGAUAAUCCUCUUCUUCACACUUGCAUAAUUAGGUAUAAACUGUAUUUAGAGAGUCAUUCAUCAAAAUUGGAGGAACCAAUUAUCACUGUUAUUGACGAGACUAUGAAACCCAUUUGGAGCAAUAAAAAUGCCAAAACAUUGAAUGCUGAAUAUCUAAAUGCUCACAAGCAUAAAAUAAGGCAUACACUUCAAGGGACCAGAAUGCUUUACUAUUUGGAACCCCAACAGCAAGAUCUUGCUAUUUCGUUGGCAACUUGUUUGGACGACGAAGUAGAAGAAGUUUCGAUAAAGAAUUGCACUGAUGUGUUAGAGGCUCUUAAAAAUGGAGAUUUCGGUCAGUGUCCGAAAGAAGUUGAAAAAUAUCGAAGUGCGUGUCAAGUUAAAUUUCCAUUAGCUUUAGCCUUUAUAGACGAUUCCACACCGGUUUCUACGUAUUCAUCAUUUAAUCACGUGACACUUCCAGGACAAGAUAACUGA
Molecule: messenger RNA, 2604 nt
Organism: Pediculus humanus corporis (human body louse)
Lineage: Eukaryota; Metazoa; Arthropoda; Insecta; Psocodea; Pediculidae
Product: NMDA receptor-regulated protein, putative
Exons: 15
Coding region: 1-2604 (867 amino acids)
Biological process (GO): N-terminal peptidyl-methionine acetylation
Cellular component (GO): cytoplasm; NatA complex
Molecular function (GO): protein binding; protein-N-terminal amino-acid acetyltransferase activity
Source: RefSeq, a predicted model, not a curated record